This is a messenger RNA of Parnassius mnemosyne (clouded apollo), 213 nucleotides long. The record is from the annotation of a GenBank genome assembly. Lineage: Eukaryota; Metazoa; Arthropoda; Insecta; Lepidoptera; Papilionidae.
AUGAUCGAGCAAAGAAUAUACCGUCCAAGCAAAAGCCCUUGGUCAUCACCACUUCACGUUGUACCGAAGAAGAAUGGAGCAUUUCGAGUUUGUGGAGAUUACAGAAGAUUGAAUUCUUUUACCACUCCUGACCGCUACCCAAUACCGCGAGUCAAGGAGUUCACUCAUCAACUGUCAGACAAGACUAUAUUCUCCACCAUCGAUCUCAAUUGA